AUGCCAUACUCGUUGCGGGACCGUAAUGUCCUGAUCAUCGGAGGUUCCCGAGGACUUGGUGCCCUCGUGGCCGAAAAGUUCGCCGCCGAGGGGAGUAACGUUGCUAUCAACUACAUGUCCAGUCGAGACGAUGCCGAGAAAGUGGCCUCGGGCAUCGCGAGCCAGUACGGCGUCAAAACGAUUGUUAUCCAGGGUGUAUGGCUUCUCAGUUUCCGAUUUAAUGAAGAGGAAUCCAAAUCUCUGACAUAUGUAUCCCAUCCUGAUUGCAGGAUGCCGGAGUCCAAAGGUGAUUGCGCCAACGCCGUCAACACUACCAUCGAGCAACUGGGCGGCUUGGAUAUCAUCAUUUCAAACGCUGGAUGGACAAAGAUCACCGAAUUUGCCGAUUUGGAUGCAAUGGAUGACGCCGACUGGGAUAAGUGCUGGUCGGUCAAUGUCAAGAGCAGUCUUCACCUCUUCAAGGCGGCUUUGCCCACGUUCAAUGCCAAUCCCGAAGGUGGCGCGUUCAUCAUCACAUCGUCGACUGCGGGAGUCACCCCGAGUGGCAGCAGCUUGCCGUACUCUGUGACCAAGGCAGCAGCAAUCCACCUCAUGAAAUGUCUUGCCAAAACCCAGGGCACCAAGGUCAGGGUCAAUGCCGUGCUGCCCGGUCUCUUGCUCACGGAGUGGGGUCUCAUUCGAUGGCAGGGUCAGCGAUUCUCUCCGGAGAAAAUCGAGGAUUAUAAGAGCAAAGCGGCUCUCAAGCGGGUGCCCGAGGUGGAAGAUAAUGCAGACAUGUAUAUCAACAUCGCGAAGAAUCCUUCUAUAACCGGCCAGACGGUUCAGAUCGAUGCUGGGUUUGCAAUCUAA
This is a messenger RNA of Penicillium alfredii, 849 nucleotides long. Its product is annotated as SDR family NAD(P)-dependent oxidoreductase. The record is from RefSeq and is a predicted model, not a curated record. Gene Ontology annotation, molecular function: oxidoreductase activity. The transcript is spliced from 9 exons. The coding region runs from base 1 to 849 and encodes 282 amino acids. Lineage: Eukaryota; Fungi; Ascomycota; Eurotiomycetes; Eurotiales; Aspergillaceae.